Molecule: messenger RNA, 4876 nt
Organism: Pimephales promelas (fathead minnow)
Lineage: Eukaryota; Metazoa; Chordata; Actinopteri; Cypriniformes; Leuciscidae
Gene: mrc1b
Product: mannose receptor, C type 1b
Source: RefSeq, a predicted model, not a curated record
UUGGAACAAUCUGACCCAUUUAAAGGGCAGGUCUGCAUGAGCAAAUGUGAGACUGCAGAAGACAGAGAAUGACACUGGAAUGAACACAUGAGCAGCACAGAAUAUAUUUUGGAUCAAGAUGAAAAUAAUAACAGUAGUUAUUUUGCUUGUAUUAGAACUAUCAAACUGCUUUGCGCAGACAGGAGGACACUUUUUAAUAUAUAAUGUGGAUUAUAACGCAUGCUUGUCAGCCUUCCUGGAACGACUUGUCACCUGUGACACAAACAGUAACAGACAACAGUUCCGCUGGACUUCAAAGAACGGCAUUUUGAACACUUACACAACGAAAUGCCUUGGAGUAGGAAGUAAAGCAGUGGGCAAAAAAUUGCAGUGGCUGAAAUGUGAAGAGGACAAUGAUUUGCAGCAGUGGGAAUGCCAUGGUGAUAAACUGCUUCGUCUAAAGAAUGAGUCUCUAUACCUUGAUGUAAAUGACAACGGUGUGCCAGUGAUCUCUGCAGACACUGGAACGAAGAGCAAAUGGACAAUUCAUGGAACAGAGAAUAACAUUUGCUCUCAGCCUUAUGAAGAAAUUUACACCGUUGAUGGAAAUGCAUUUGGGCGGCCAUGUCACUUUCCUUUUCUUUAUGAGAAGAAAUGGUAUGCAGACUGUACCAAAGUUGAUGAACAGAAUCAACGUCUGUGGUGUUCCAUUGAGACUGACUACAGUGUUAAUCAGCUGUGGGGCUACUGUCCAACACUUGAAAAUGCAUUGUGGUCCAAACAUCCUCUGACAAAUGUCUAUUACCAAUUGAAUGAUAAGUCCGCCCUGACAUGGUACCAGGCUAGAAAGAGCUGCCAGCAGCAAGGCGCAGAGCUUCUGAGCGUCUCUGAACCUCAUGAACACAGCUUUAUAGCAGGAAUAGUUCAGAAGACACAAGUCUCCCUAUGGACAGGACUAAAUAAAUUAGAUGUGUCCAGUGGAUGGCAGUGGAGCAAUGGACAGCCUUUACGAUAUCUGAAAUGGUCCAGUGGAUUCCCAACCACACAACCAGGCUUCAGUUGUGGUGUCCUAAAAAACAUCAUUGGUUCUGAAUGGUGGAACGCACCUUGUUCGCAAAAGAAUGGGUACAUCUGCCAAAAAGGCCAUUCUGUUCCUACUAUUCCACCAGUGGUGAACACUGGAUUUUGCCAUAGCCCUUGGAUUCCAUAUUCAGGCAACUGUUAUCUGCUUCAUCGCAACAAACGGACAUGGACAGAGGCGCGAGAUUCAUGUCUGCGGGAAGGAGGAGACCUGCUGAGUAUCCUCAACAAAGAAGAGCAAAGCUUUGCCAUCACACAGCUUGGAUACUCGAGGAAAGACGAGCUGUGGAUUGGUUUCAAUGAUCGCAAAACUCAGAUGCUGUUUGAGUGGAGUGACCAGUCUAGCGUCCCGUUUGCCUCAUGGGAGGUGGGGGAGCCGAGUCACAAUGCUGUUCAUGCAGAGGACUGUGUGUUAAUUAGAGGAGAGGAGGGAAAGUGGGCCGAUGAUAUUUGUGAGAACAAGUAUGGAUUCAUCUGUAAGAAGAAGGCCAGCCAUAAAGCCUCGAAUAAUGACACGGUUGUCACAAGCCCAGGAUGCAAAACAGGUUGGACCAGGUAUGGGUACUACUGCUACAUGGCAGCAUCUGAGACAAAGACCUUUGCAGAAGCAAAACAGAUGUGUGAAAAAGCGGAUUCUCAACUGGUUGAUAUUUCCUCCAGAAUAGAAAAUGCAUUUCUAGUUAGUCUAGUGGGAGCACGACCAGAAAAAUACUUCUGGACUGGAUUGUCUAAUCAGAGGGAUCUGCACACAUUUGAAUGGACCAACACCAAGCAAGUCCCAUUUACUAAUUUCAACGCUGGGAUGCCAGAAAGAAAACAAGGCUGUGUUGCCAUGACGACUGGAAUUAUUGCUGGGCUUUGGGAUGUGCUUAGCUGCUCAAAUAAGGAAAAAUUCAUCUGCAAGCAGAGAGCUGAUGAACUAGUUACUACUCCAGCCCCGUCAACCCAUCCUCCCCUGACCUGUUCUGAAGACUGGGUGUCAGUUUCAUCUACAGACAUUUGUGUCAAGUAUUUUAAUGUACCUUCGUAUCUAAUGAAGACUUGGGAUGAAGCGCUUGACUUCUGCCGAGAGAUUGGUGGUGAUCUUCUGAGCAUCCAUCAUGAUUCUGAUAUUCCUUGGCAACAUGGACGUGGGUAUCCAGCAUGGAUUGGUUAUAGAAUGUAUGAUCCCUCGGUGGGUUUUGUUUGGAGUGACGGUUCUUCGUCAUCCUAUCAAAGUUGGUCCAGUGAUGAACCAAACAAUUUGAACAACAUUGAAAAUUGUGUUGAAAUUGCUAUUUCAAUCUGGGACAGUGAUGGAAUGUGGAAUGAUGUAAAUUGUCAUGACAAAAAGGACUGGAUAUGUCAGAUACCAAGAGGAAAGACCCCAAAGGAAGUAAAUAUUACAGCUCCAGUUUAUAAUGAAACGGAGGAUGGCUGGACUGAAUUCAGAAGUAACCAGUAUUAUGUGUCUCAAUACUCGGCAAUGUCUGUGCACGAUGCACGGACAUUCUGUAAGAAAUCACAUGGCGAUCUUGCGGUUAUCAAUGACGAGGAAGAGCGGUUAUUCCUCUGGCAUAAGGGUAAAAUGAUGCACAAUGAUUUUACCAUUGGUUUGACAGUUGAUCUGGACGGGUCUUACCAGUGGAUGGAUGGUUCCCCUGUAGUAUUUCAUGCUUGGGAAGCAAAUCAACCGGCUUUUAAAAACAGUGAGGAAAGAUGUGUGAAGAUGACCCUUUCUCAAGGACUCUGGGAAACUAUCAACUGUGGUGAUGAAUAUAAUUUUUUUUGUAAGCGAAGUCAGUCUCCUCCAGUUAAUGCCACGGUGGCCCCUACACAAAAGCCAAAAGGAGGCUGUGCUCCUGAGUGGAAAAACUUUGAUGGAAAAUGUUAUGCCAUGAAGGAAGACAUGAAAACAUGGACAGAAGCAAGAGAAUACUGCAGAGAGCUUGGUGGAGAUCUGUCAUCUAUUACGAGUAGAACCCAACAAGCCUUUUUAACCAUGAUGAUUAGAGAUAAAACCAUAGACUUCUGGAUUGGAUUCAACAAUUUGGCAAACGGGAGGUUCAAGUGGACAGAUGGGAGUACGGUUGCAUUCACAGAUUGGGCCAAAGGGGAACCUCAAAACUUUAGAUGGCAUUCGCACUUUUGGUCAAGAUAUCAGUUUACAGAUGAACGGGAAUGUGCUGUUAUGGGCAUAGGUUCAGGCUCUAAUGGCGAGUGGGUGGCAACUGACUGUAAUUCUACUCAUGGUUUUAUCUGCAGUCGUGAUGUUGAUCCUGGUAUUGCCCCAGUUCCAACUGAAUUUCUGAAAACCUUUAUCAAGCUCGGAAAUUCAACUUUCAAAGUGAUUCAAGAGAACCUAACAUGGAGUGAGGCAAGCCGUCGCUGUGAGGCAGAUGGGGGUCAUCUUGCCAGCAUUCGGAACUUGGUAACACAAGCUUACUUUGAGCUGCAGGUCUUCAAACUCCAACAGCCCAUGUGGAUUGGUCUCAACAGUGUGCAGUCAAAUGGAUAUUUUGUAUGGAUGAAUAAUUGGCCCUUGAAUAUGGAGAAAUGGGCACCUUCUGAACCACAGUCCAACCGCCCUUGUGCAUACAUGGGAAUAGGAGGAGAAUGGAUAACUACUCUCUGCAAUCAAACCUUCUACGGUGUCUGCGAGCAAUCAACAGACAUUUCCCCGACUCUACCAGCUCAGCAUCCUGGGCAUUGCCCACAUGAAGAUGAUGACGGUUCUUUGAGGUGGAUACCUUUCAAAGACAGUUGCUAUGCUUUUGUGACUGAUUCCAAAUCAUGGAGCAAAGCAGCUAGACUCUGUAUGACAAGGGGAGCAUCUCUUGUCAGCAUUAGGGAUGUGGCGGAAGAGAAGUUCAUAGAGGACAACCUUAUGCUCCUUGACAGUUACAAUGGAAUUUGGAUUGGACUUUUCUACUCCCAGAAAGGACACUGGUUAUGGUCAGACUACAGCGUGGUAGAUUACACUAACUGGGGAUCUGAAAACGAUUAUGAAGACGACUAUGAAUUUCAUUCUUGGAAUCCUGAAUGUGCAUUUCUAUCUAUCAAAUCAAAAAAAUGGAGAAAAAAACAUUGUGAUUACACAAUCUUACCAUUUAUCUGCAAAACCCCCAAAGUAUUGAUUCCAACCACUGAGGCCUCACAUGCAGGUUCUGAACUUCACAGGGUCAAAACCGGAUUGGCUGUGUUCUUGAGCUUUGUAGUGGUCGGCAUCUUGGGAGCUCUAGCGUAUGUUUUGUACAGAAGUUCAAAAAGACUGUCAUUGCCUACAUUUGAAAAUCCCAUGUAUAAUAACACAGACGCUGCUUAUUCAGAUAGUAAAGAUAACAAAACAUUGCUUAGCCACAUUGAUAUCACUGAAUAGACCCGUGUUUUAUAAUGUCCCAGUACUUAUAUAUAUGUAAGAGAUACUGUACACUCAGCCGAUCUUUAUCAUAAAAUAAACAAUAACAGGGAUCAUCGGGUUUAUUUUGUGAUAAUGGCUGUACUUUAUCCUGCUUCGUACAUGGCUACUCUGCAAAUAAUAUUGAUUUGGGAAGAAGGUAUUUUAUGUCAGGAAAAGAGCACAGCUAUGUUGUCAGAUAUAGUUUAGCAGUCAUUAUGCAAAAACAAAUCUGACUGCAGAAUGGUACAAAUGACUAAUCAGAAUCAAAUAUUUUAGAGUCAACCAACAUGAAAGGAAACCAAUAAAUUAAUAUUUCAAUGCCAUUGUCCUGUAUAGAUUCCUGUGACGCUACUUCUACUUCUAGGCUUUUCUACAAGUUUUUGUUUUUCAAGUUGAAUAAGAACUGUCUCUAAAUAAACUUUAAUAUUUACACUGUAA